UCUGUAAGUUAACUCCACCAAUGUGAAUGUAGUUACAUUAUGCCAGGGAUUACAUAAUCAACAUAUGAAUUCCUUAUCCCUUUCAUCUGCAGGCAAAGAGACCAGGCCAGCAGACAGGUUCCAGCUCACCUUCCCUCUUAGGACCAACUACAUGUACGCCAAAGCCAAGAGGACUCUCCCCGAGAUGUACUCCUUUAGCGUGUGUCUGUGGAUCAAGUCCAGCGCCUCACCCGGCCUGGGGACGCCCUUUUCCUACGCAGUUCCAGGCCAAGCCAACGAGCUGGUGCUGAUCGAGUGGGGGAACAACCCCAUGGAGUUCCUUAUCAACGACAAGGUUGCAAAACUGCCGUUCAGCAUCAACGACGGAAAGUGGCAUCACCUCUGCAUCACGUGGACCAUUCGCGACGGGAUAUGGGAGGCCUUCCAGGACGGAGUGAAGCAGGGCCACGGGGAGAACCUGGCACCGUAUCACCCUAUCAAAGCAGAUGGAGUUCUGGUUCUGGGACAAGAGCAGGACUCGCUGGGUGGAGGCUUUGAUGCAACACAAGCAUACGUUGGCGAACUCGCACACUUAAACAUCUGGAACAGGAAACUCUCAGCCACUGAAAUCGCCAACUUGGCAAACUGCAACAGCAAAGCGUUUGUCGGUAACGUCUUCUCCUGGACAGAGAGCAACAUUGAAAUAUUUGGCGGUGCCACCAAAUGGACCUUCGAGCCGUGCAGCUCAAUCAACUGAGUCGCAGCUUCUUGCUUCAGAAAAGAAAAGAAAAAAAAAGGCCUCCGUGUAUUUCUGAGCUUUUGUCGUUCCUGUCCUCAUUUGACCUUUGUUUAGAGAGUAAUUGGUAAGCUUAAAUCUGGGAUUUAUGUCAUUCUUAGGUAUUCCUGUGCAAAAAACAACGCCUCCAAACUUGAGAAGGGGGAGGAAAAA
Messenger RNA from Poecilia latipinna (sailfin molly), 928 nucleotides. Its product is annotated as neuronal pentraxin-1. The coding region runs from base 65 to 736 and encodes 223 amino acids. Lineage: Eukaryota; Metazoa; Chordata; Actinopteri; Cyprinodontiformes; Poeciliidae. The transcript has 3 exons. The record is from RefSeq and is a predicted model, not a curated record.